This is a messenger RNA of Culex pipiens pallens (northern house mosquito), 1578 nucleotides long. It is a transcript of the gene Orc5, whose product is annotated as origin recognition complex subunit 5. The coding region runs from base 57 to 1505 and encodes 482 amino acids. Gene Ontology annotation, cellular component: nucleus; nuclear origin of replication recognition complex. Gene Ontology annotation, molecular function: DNA replication origin binding. The record is from RefSeq and is a predicted model, not a curated record. NCBI's taxonomy places the organism in Eukaryota, Metazoa, Arthropoda, Insecta, Diptera, Culicidae. Gene Ontology annotation, biological process: DNA replication initiation; DNA replication. The transcript has 2 exons.
UCGCCGUUGGACGGUUUUAAUCUCGCGAGUUGUUUUUGACCGAAUUCUAACGAAAAAUGGACCAAGUCGUGAAAGUUAUCAGUGCCAAAUAUCCCUGCCGCAAGGCUCUCAUCCAAAAGCUGUACCAACUGUUCGGCGACGGCGACCCGUUCCCCCCGGCGGUCUACCUCUACGGCCACACCUCCACCGGCAAGAGCAGCAUCCUGCAGGCGUUCCUACCCCUGCUAGAUUCCUCCACCACCCCCACCAGCUGGGCCAUCCUGAGCGCGAUCGAGUGCUACACCAACAAAAUCCUGUUCGAAACCAUCCUGAACCGGCUGACCGGUCACGUCCCGUGCGCGGCCAACGGGUACGCCUCGCUGGCCAGCGUCGACUCCAUGAAGGACUUUGUGGCCCAGCUGGCGCGACUGUCGCCCUCACGGAACUACAUCGUAGUGUUGGAGAACGCCGAACGGGUGCGCGACAUGGACCACAACGUGCUGCCAAUGUUGCUGCGACUGCCGGAGGUGACCGGGCUGAACGUGUGCGUGCUGCUCGUGUCGGAUUUGCCGUUUGAAAAGUACUUUGUCAGGACGGGGCUCGCGCCGGUGGUGAAGCUGUUUGUGGCCGAGUACAGCAAGAAGGACAUUCUGGUGAUUCUGAUGAACGAUUUCGAGGCGGUGCGGGAGCAGUUAAGGAUUGAGUUGGAGUCUUACAAGCAUGCCAACUUGUCGGAGGAGGAAAUAGAUAAGCGUUUGAAGAUUGUGGAGAUGCUGACGCCCGAGUUCUACGAAAACUACCUCAACAUCUUCCUGAACGUGUUCUUCAAGGUGUGUCGCGACUUGAAGGAGCUGCAGCUGGUUGCGCUCGAGUGCUUCCACAAGUACUGCGAACCGGUGCUGGACGGGACGAUUGCCGCGGACGACGUGACCCGGCUUUGGCGGAAUAUUUCGAAAACCAUGAAACUUGCCCUCGGGACAAUCUACAUGCGCAUGGGGAACGUCAACCAGGAGUUGCUGCGUCCCAUCACCGUCGACGGCCAGACGUCUUCGGAAUCCGUCGAGCAGAUGCAAACGAUGAAGCGGCUGGCGCAAAACCUGGAACUGCCCUUCUACGCCAAGUUCCUGCUGAUUGCGGCGUACCUCGCGAGUCACAACGCCGCCAAGGAGGACAAACGACUGUUUAUGAAAUAUCACGGCAAGCAGAAGAAGCGCCUCCAGUCGGUCAACGCAAAGGCCAAGGUGUCGGAGAAGAUGGCCACCCAGCUGGGACCGAAGGCGUUCACCAUCGACCGGCUGUUGGCCAUCUUUUACGCCAUUCUGGACGAGAAGGUCGGCCUGACGUGCAACUUGCUGGCGCAAAUCUCAACGCUGAUUCAUCUCAAGUUUCUGAACUUUGCCUCCGGCGAGGGAACCAUCAUGGACGGCAGCGCGCGGCUCCAGUGCACCGUAGGAAUGGACUUUAUCGUGCACAUCGGCAAGAUGGUCGGCUUCAACGUGAGACAGUACCUGUGCGAUUUCUUCUAAGCUUGCGUGCGUGUGUUUGUAUUUAUUAAACUCAACUUGUUACUAUUUUCAAUAAAUAUUGCGGUAAAUCCGA